Phaeoacremonium minimum UCRPA7 is the source of this 999-nucleotide messenger RNA. Its product is annotated as putative beta- -glucan-binding protein. The transcript is spliced from 3 exons. The record is from RefSeq and is a predicted model, not a curated record. The coding region runs from base 1 to 999 and encodes 332 amino acids. Gene Ontology annotation, biological process: carbohydrate metabolic process. Gene Ontology annotation, molecular function: hydrolase activity, hydrolyzing O-glycosyl compounds. Lineage: Eukaryota; Fungi; Ascomycota; Sordariomycetes; Togniniales; Togniniaceae.
AUGGAUAUAGGUCGGUUAGUAAUCACAAGUGGCUUUGGCAAUGGCGAAUUCGAAUUGACAACUGGGGGCGACGAGAAUGUGUUCGUCCGUGAUGGACAGCUCAUCAUAAAACCCACCAUUCAGGACGAGAGUUACAUCUCGAACACCAGCUUGACGAACCUGACUGCCGAUGGCACUUGCACUUCACGAACAUCUGACAACUGCGUCUUAUCGGCCAACCUCACAGCAGGAGAAAUUGUGCAGCCUGUCAAGUCUGGCCGCAUCAGCACCAAGAACUUUGCGGUUAUAAGAUAUGGCAGAAUCGAUAUCAAGGCAAAACUUGCUGCUGGCGACUGGCUCCUCUCCCAAAUAAUGAUGUACCCAGCAGAGGAUUACUACGGUGCUUGGCCUGCAUCUGGGGAGAUCGAUAUCGGAAUCGCUCGAGGUAACAAUUACACCUACGGCAAUGGCAAGGGCAAUCAAUUGCUUCAAAGCUCUCUACAUUGGGGUCCGGACUCUACCACUGACCGCUGGCAAACAACUACCGGUGCACGAGACGCUUUACACUCGAGCUACAAUGACAAGUUCCACACGUUCGGCCUUGAGUGGACUCGGGACUAUCUCUUUACAUGGGUCGACAGUCGCCUGGCCCAGGUUACCUAUGUAAAGUUUAACCAUCGCUUCUUCAAACUUGGUGGCUACGGAGCGACAUACGAAAACGGGUCAAGGAUUCUUGACCCCUGGACAGGACCUGGCACUAGCCAUGCCACUCCAUUUGACCGUCCAUUCUACUUGAUUCUGUCCGUUGGGGUUGGAGGCACCUCUGGUUGGUUCGCAGACGGAGUACAAGACAAGCCAUGGGCGGAUGCGUCGGUCACACCAAGAAAGGACUUCUGGAAUGCUAGGGACCAGUGGGGGCCCACUUGGGAGAAGAAGGGUCACGGCGAAUUGGUUGUUAAGGAGGUCGCCAUGUGGCAGCAAUGUGAUGCCGGGGCGACCGAUCUUUCUGGAUUUGCUUGA